Contarinia nasturtii (swede midge) is the source of this 1296-nucleotide messenger RNA. Its product is annotated as dehydrogenase/reductase SDR family member 7. Bases 123 to 1088 code for a protein of 321 amino acids. The record is from RefSeq and is a predicted model, not a curated record. Lineage: Eukaryota; Metazoa; Arthropoda; Insecta; Diptera; Cecidomyiidae. The transcript has 4 exons.
CACAUAAAAAUUGCUGUAUUCACUCUGCUGUCACAAUAUUCUUAAUCAUUUAAUCUGUGUUAUUCAACUGCUUGUGAUCAUUGUUCGCCAUAUUUGCAGUCGAAUUGAAUGUGAUAAACGUGAUGGGUCUAUUUGAAUUUAUUGGAAUUGUUGUAGUUUUAUACUAUUUGAUUAGUAUAAUUUUGUGGAUUGUUCUUGAUUCGGAUAUUGAAUUAUGGAUAAAAGAGCGAUGGGGAAAACCGAUUGAUUCGUUGAGAGGCAAAGUUGUAUGGAUAACCGGAGCAUCGAGCGGCAUUGGAAAGCAAUUGGCAAUUGAAUUGGCAAGAAAUCAUGUUAAAUUGUGUAUAUCCGCACGAACUGUUGACCGUUUGCAAGCAGUCAAAGAAGAAUGUUUGAAACAAUCAAAACUAUUGCAACCAAAUGAUAUUUUGGUAUUAAAAAUGGAUAUGCUUGAUAUUGAUCAACAUCAACGCUAUUUCGAUACGGUGGUAACGCAUUUUGGUGGGCUUGAUAUAUUGGUGAAUAAUGCAGGACGAUCACAGAGAGCAUCAUUCGAAGAAAUUGACCUGAAAGUGGACCGAGAAUUGUUUGAAUUGGAUGUAUUUAGCAUUGUCAAUUUGACACGCAUUUACGUAAAACAUAGCAAAGGUCGAGGUCAUGUGGCGUGCACAUCAAGCUCGGUUGGAUUGAUAUCAGUACCAAAUUCAGCCACAUAUACGGCUGCAAAGCAUGCCAUUCAUGGUUAUUAUGAAACACUUAAACUCGACCACCCAAGUAUGGAUGUUACAUUAUUUUGCCCCGGUCCAACACACACCGAAUUCUUGCAAAAUGCAUUCACCGGCAAACAUGGACAGGUUUAUAAUCGUACGGUUCAACCCACCGACCGCCGUAUGACAUCUGAAAGAUGUGCCGUACUGAUGGCCACAGCACUCGCGAAUAAGUGUCAAAUCAAUUUUGUUGGACCAUUUCCAGUACCGGCUUUGAUGUACAUUUCAUGCUAUUAUCCAAAUUUGCGUAAAUUAGUUUUGAUGAUUUUGGGCAAAUCAGGCCUAGCCAAAAUUCGUGAUACAAACGUACCUCAGAACUAAUACAGCAGCACAUAUCAACCGAUGAAACAUUUAUAUUUCGUUUUCUCUCUUUUUUUGAUAACAGACAUAGUAGAUUGUUUUCACAAAUAUAUAUGUAGAAGAAAAUAGAAAUCAACGAUGUUUUUUUCCCGAUAACCUUCUAUGGUUAUUUUGCGGCUAAUAAUGUUGAACAAUUUAUCACAUUAAAAGUAUAUUGAAAUCACAAAUA